Messenger RNA from Drosophila persimilis, 844 nucleotides. RefSeq names its product kxDL motif-containing protein CG10681. The record is from RefSeq and is a predicted model, not a curated record. The coding region runs from base 134 to 784 and encodes 216 amino acids. Lineage: Eukaryota; Metazoa; Arthropoda; Insecta; Diptera; Drosophilidae. Gene Ontology annotation, biological process: lysosome localization. Gene Ontology annotation, cellular component: BORC complex. The transcript has 3 exons.
UGAUGUGAUGGACAAACUACCGAAUACUUCACCCAGCAGAUAAUCAGAAUUGAAGCUAUCAAUAUUGCCACAAUAUUGUCUACACAGCUGCAGGUGAAAAAAAUCCAAAGAAUCGUAAUAGCACAAAGGAAACAUGAGCCACAUUUACAUCCAGGAUCCAAACCAUUCAGAAGAUGCAACACCGGAUCUGGAGUCCUACACGGGCUUUGGCAACUCCGCUGCCGAGGCCUUCAUUCAGAACUUGGCUGGAAUGGUUAAUCAGGGGGAUGUGGAGACGAUGAUACGAGCGCAGAAGCAAAUGCUACAGCGUUUCGAGAAAACCAAUGAGAUGCUGCUCAAUUGCAAUGCCCUGUCCCAGAGCCGUUUGAAAAACGCCAAUGACGAUUUCAAGCGUCACGUAAAGUGUCUCAACGAAAUGAAAAAGGAUCUGGACCAUAUAUUUCGGAAGAUCAGAGUUAUUAAACAGAAGCUGCAGCAGCAGUAUCCCGCCAUAUACGCAGACGUCCAGCCACAACGGAGCAGUCUUGCUGAGGAGGCUGAAGACGAUACCGACUCGUGCGCCAAGAAUUCUGUGGAAACGGUGGCGCCGACUGUGAAGGCCUCGACAUCCACCAGUGCCCCGGUGCCCAAGAAAAGCGAAGCGACUAUUGAGUAUGUUCAGAUGGAGGAGGCUGUAGACAACGGGACCGUAGAGAUUGAAAACGAACUCAUUAAGCGGGUCUGUUCCGUGGAGACUGCGAAUCCGAAUGACUCUUCCGAUUGUACAUCAGAGGACACAGGCUAAACACUUUAUUUUUAAUAAUACAAUUUGAAUAAUACAACUUAAAAUAUAAUCUGAUACUUA